CUCUACCACACACACACACACAUUCCUUCUCUCUCUCUCAAGCCCUUUCAAAAUGGCGUCCGAACUCUUGAAACAGAACCGUCUCCGCUGGGAUUUAACCCCAGAGGACAUCAACACCAAAGCAGAAGAGUUGAUAAAACAAUGCAAGGCUGUGUACGAUGCUGUUGGCUCACUCAAAAAGGAUGCCCUCAACUAUGAAAAUACUCUGCAGGCUCUUGCUAACAAUGAUUGUGAGUACGGCGUCCAUCGUAACAUGCUUGAUUUCCCUCAGCAUACAUCUCCAGAUAAAGCAAUGAGAGAAGCAAGUACUGAAGCCGAUAAGAAACUCUCUGACUUUGAUGUAGAAAUGAGCAUGAGACAGGAUGUGUUUGACAAUCUCAUGGCCUACCAAGAGAAGACCGAUGUCAGUAAGCUGAAGCCUGAAGCUAAGCGCUACCUGGAGAAGUUGAUUAAGCUAGGACGCAGAAACGGCUUGCAUCUACCCAAGGAUGUUCAAGACAAGGUGAAGGCCUUGAAGAAGCGUGCCAGCGAUAUUGCCAUCGACUUCAACAAGAAUCUUAACGAUGAGAACACAAUACUGGAGUUUACUGAGGAGGAACUAGUGGGUCUUCCAGAUGACUUUAUCAAGAGACUAGACAAAACAGCAGAAGGCAAGUGCAAAGUAUCACUGAAAUAUCCCGACUACUUUCCAGCAAUGCGUAAAGCGCGUAACCCAGAGACGAGACGCAAACUGGAACUUGCCUUCAACUCAAGAUGCAAGGAAGAAAACACAAAAAUCAUGGAGGAGCUUGUUGAGAUUCGUCAAAAGUUGGCGGAUCUUCUUGGCUAUCCAACACAUGCUGCUUACAUCUUGGAGAUGAGGAUGGCCAAGACACCUGAGACUGUCGCCAAGUUCCUCAAGGAUCUCACUGAGAAACUCAGGAUCCUUCAGACUUCCGAACUGGAGACUUUCAAAGCCUACAAGAAAGAGGAGUGUGAGAAGUACAAGUACCCGUUCAACAACACCAUCGAUCUAUGGGAUAUGCGUUACUACAUGAACAUGGCGGAGGAGCGACAGUAUUCCAUCGAUCAUAACAAACUCAAGGAGUACUUUCCACUGGAGGUGGUCACUAAAGGCCUGCUGGAAAUUUAUCAGGAGCUCCUUGGUCUGAAAUUUGAGGAGAUUAAGAAAGCGGAAGUAUGGAACGAUGAUGUCACAAUGUUCAGCGUGACGGACAAGGAAUCAGGUACCUUCAUGGGGUUCUUUUAUCUGGAUCUUUUCCCACGCGAGGGCAAGUUUGGUCAUGCCGCCUGCUUCGGUUUACAGCCUGGGUGUUUGGCAGCGGAUGGGAGCCGUCAGGUUGCUAUAGCAGCCAUGGUUGCCAACUUUACUAAAGCCACAGCAGACGCUCCGUCACUACUCACUCACGAUGAGGUUGAAACCUUCUUCCAUGAGUUUGGUCACGUGAUGCACCAGCUUUGUGCCCAGGCGGAGUUCAGAAUGUUCAGUGGCACACGUGUUGAGCGGGACUUUGUCGAAGCGCCCUCCCAGAUGCUUGAGAAUUGGUGUUGGCAGGCAGAGUCUCUACGUCGGAUGUCAGGUCACCACACAGAGGGGACGCCCAUUCCAGACGAGAUGGUAGAGAAGCUAGUCAAGGCUCGCAACGCUAACGCCGGAGUCUUCAAUCUUAGACAGAUUCUACUGGGGACGUUUGAUCAGACCAUUCACACCAGCGCUAAGGCGGACACCACCUCCAUAUAUGCCAAGAUAUCUCAGGAAACACUCGGUAUACCAGCUACGCCAGGUACCAACAUGUGCGCUUCAUUUGGCCAUCUAGCUGACGGGUACGAUGCCCAGUAUUAUGGUUACUUGUGGAGUGAGGUGUACUGUAUGGACAUGUUCUACUCACGGUUCAAGAAGGAAGGGAUCAUGAACCCCAAAGUGGGAGCAGACUACCGCAAGUUCAUCCUUCAACCAGGAGGUUCCAUUGAUGCCAUCGAUAUGCUGAAGAACUUCCUGGGACGGGAACCGCAGCAAGAAUCUUUCCUGAUCAGCAAAGGCUUGAAAGUGUAGACCGACACUGCACUCCGUUCUGCGGUCGAGGGCAGGCUUCACAUAGAUUAUCACUGGUCCCCAUGCAUCUAUAGUUCCUGUUUACUUCUCAAUUUGGUAAGAGUAAACAGUUCUGUUCUAUUGAUAUAAUAGACCCUUCCCAUGAAAUAUGUAAAUUGCACACAUUUUGCAAACAUUUUGGCUUGCAUGACACAGACGCAUUUGUGCGUCUGCUCAGUGCACCUCUUUGUGGCAUUUGCCAACCAAUAGGGUCUGUAUGCAUGCGUGAAUGUAAUUGGCAUAUUUUAAUUGGAAGGGUCUAUUGGAUUGAGGGCAGGCUUCGUGCCACCAACACAUGGAGAGAAUAACGCCCGUUCCCAGGCAACUAUUGCCUCAAUGCUUUGUUAUGCCUGUGUUUACACACAAUGUGUGCAGAAUACCGGUGACGAACAUCCUGUGGUGAUCAAGUUACAAUUUGUUACCCUGAUAGAAAUGAUGGCCUUGAAAUUUUCCUGGUUGUUGGAACUAUAUAUUGAGCCAGUAUGACCUCAGGGGAACCACAAACAAAUUUCUGAAGUAUAUUUGUAGAUGUGGAUGUGGAAGUUGCAAGUGCAAACAAAACGAGACAGAAACCCACAAGUGCUGGGCCCAAUUUUAUAGAGCUGCUCAAGUAGAAAUUAGUACUUAUAAUUUUUCAGCUUUGCAAAAAAUAGUGGGACACCAGUCAGAAUGGUAUGCAUGACCAUAGUACAUGUAUUUUGGCUGGUAGUCUUUUUAGUAGUGAGCAAAAUUGAAAUCCAUCAAAAUCUAGAGAGCAUGUCAUCCAAUAGCAAAUACAGUCAAUUCUUGUUUUGACAAGGUUGUAGGGACUGGCCAAAUAACCUCUUUCUGACAGGAACGUUAUUAUAAGAGGACAGCAAAACAUAGAAACACAAAGCAGAAAUGAGAUUCAGGACUUCACUGUACAUAUAAAGUAUUAUUCCCGUGAAAUACAAAAUCCUUGUUGUUGUUGAAUGAAAUAUAAACACUGCAAAAAUCAUGCCCAUGAUAAAACUAUGCCCUCCAACUUGGGUGAAUAUUCCCCAGCCAGUAGACAAUGCAACAGCCCCUACAUGUAGUUGUUACAUUGUAUAUUGAUGCACAGUGUGAUUAUUUAUGACAUUACAUGUGUAUCGUACAGGCAGGGACACCAUAAACAUUCAUCUCUGAAUGAAAACAAAAAACUCCUUGUCUCUUGUUCUAUAACCCUUAUAGCUGGGUGUAUUUUUGGCCCCAUGCUGCAUUUCUUAAAAAGUAAACGAUGAUGUCUUGUUAUAAACAGACAGUGUGUAGUUAAUGUGCAAAGCAAUGUAUCAUGUUGUGUAAAAGAAGUUAUUGAGGCUGAGAGGGAAGGUGUACUUUUGAAAUUUACUCCAAAAAUAAAUGGCCAUACAAAUUUACUUGGGAUGAAUGAAGCCUUGGAGCUGUUGAUAAUGUACAUGUAUUAUACUGGGAUGAGAUUGUUCAGACUUUUGGCUGAACUCACACUUUUUAUGUCGCCCUGGU
Asterias rubens (European starfish) is the source of this 3577-nucleotide messenger RNA. RefSeq names its product thimet oligopeptidase-like. Gene Ontology annotation, cellular component: mitochondrial intermembrane space. The transcript is spliced from 17 exons. Lineage: Eukaryota; Metazoa; Echinodermata; Asteroidea; Forcipulatida; Asteriidae. The coding region runs from base 53 to 2053 and encodes 666 amino acids. Gene Ontology annotation, molecular function: metalloendopeptidase activity. The record is from RefSeq and is a predicted model, not a curated record. Gene Ontology annotation, biological process: proteolysis; peptide metabolic process.